CUAACUCCCUCCACAUUUCACCCACUUUGACUUAAAACUCUCUUUCUCUCUCUCACAAUGACCAUCCCACUUAAUCCUACGGCUGACAUUUUUUCUACUAGAUUUCCCUAAAUACCCCUGGUAACGUUUAAAAUACGAGGACCCGCUCUGGACUGGAGUGUCAAUCUCGUAUUCGGAAAAGACAAGGGCAUUGUCGUCAGAGAAAUAUUGUUUUAGCUUCUCUCUCUGUCUGUUAUAGUUGAUUAGUGGAGUUUUGCAAAAUGUCGAGAAAUAGUAAAGUUUAAGUUUUUCUUCUUCUUCUUCGUCUUCUUCUUCCCGUUGAAGCUGCUCGAUUUUUAUGGGUUUGGCAAUGCGAGCUUCGUUAAUGGAGGUUGUUGCAUUUUGAGUUUAUUUAUUUGUUUUUCUUGAGCUGUGGUGAUAAAGGUCACCGAGUCCUACGAAGGCGAGGAUCGGAGAUGUUGGACGGGCUUCUUGGUCGGGGUUUUACUUCCAAAUGUAAAUCGUUGAUUAAAUUGACCAAGACUCGAAUCGAUGUAAUAAGGAGAAAGAAAAACGCAACUCAGAAAUUUCUGAAGAAAGAUGUUGCUGAUCUACUUGCCAAUGGCCUUGAUAUCAACGCUUAUGGAAGGGCAGAGGGACUUCUGGUCGAGGUGAUCCUGUCUUCUUGCUACGAAUUUGUUGAGCGAUGCUGCGAUGUGGUACUAAAACAUCUUUCUACAAUGCAGAAACAGAGGGAAUGCCCCGAGGAGUGUAGGGCAGCUGUGGCGUCCCUGAUGUUUGCUGCAGCACGAUUUUCUGACUUACCUGAGUUACGUGACCUCAGGCAAAUGUUUUAUGAGAGAUAUGGAAAUUCCCUUGAAUUGUUUAGAAAUGAAGAGUUUGUUGAGAAUUUAGCAUCAAAGCCUUCCACAUUGGAAAAUAAAGUUCGUUUAAUGAAAGAUAUAGCAUUAGAGUUUUCAAUAAAGUGGGAUGCCAAAGCCUUUGAACAAAGAAUGAACAAACCGCCCACACUUCCACAGGACCCUCCCAAAGCUCGUGGGCCUUUCUAUCUUGGUGAUGAUAAAAGCAAUUUGAUUAAUGGGAAAGAUAAGGCUCUCAAAGCAGAUAGGCCUGGCAUUUUGUUUAAUGAAAGGUUUGACCUCAAUGGUGCUCACAAAUCAGGAAAGGAAAAAGACAGUUCUGUCUCAAAAAUGGAUGCAGUUGGCUUUCAUACCAGGCCCCCGAGGAAUGGAUUUAAUUCGCACAAUGGUUGUGAAGAAAAUGUCAAGAAAAAAGACAGUCAUGAUAAUUUGCUUCGAGGGAGGAGAGAAAAUGGUUUUGAUAUACAGGUGGCUUUGAAUUUGGAGGAGGCUACCCCAAAAACAGUUCGAUCAGGUACUUCAUCCCACAGAGAAAGAUUAGAUCCUAUAGAUGCCUCAUUCAAGCAGCAAUAUGGCAGAGAGAAAAGCAUUUUGAUAACUGAUUGCCAGGACUCUUCAUUAAAUGUAAAGCCAGUUAUAGCCAGCCCACAGAUGAAGAUCAAUGGUAAAGAAAAGUUGUCUGACGAUAACUUUGGUGGUCAGCACAUCACCGAAAGUUAUGCAGGCAAGGAUGAAGCUAAUCCUAGGCCCAAGCCCUAUUACAAUAAUGCAAUCCCACCUCCUUAUGUCAAACGUGGUGAUAAAUCUAAAAGUAGGAAACCUGUUUCCCAUCCUGGAUCUUCAGAUGAUGGUUUGAAUGGUAACGAUUUAGCUCAGGAUAGAGUCAAUGCUGGUCAUAUGGCUGUAGUACACCGAGGAUCCGAUCAUUCUGAUCAAGAAAGGCAUCAUGAUGGAUCUGAAAAAGCUAACCUACAUAAUGAUGAGAAGGAUCGUAUUUAUCCUGAGGGUGUAACUGGGAAUCCUAUACCAAAACCAAGAUCAUCCAGGAGGAGACACUCAAAAUCACGGCCAGGUCAAAGUGAGGCUGGCAACCUUGAAGAUGAUGGAGCUUUACCAACAAAAUCAAGAAGCAGAAGAAGGGAUGACUCAAGACGAGGCCUACAAAUAUUGUUUGACGAUGAACACCAUCGAACUGAUGAGGAGGAGAGAAUAAUUGACAAGUUGCUAAUUCAUUACAGUAAAAAGCCUACUGCCCAUGAAGCAGGAAAACUGAGAAAGAAGUCUUCCAGAAGUCGACAUGCACAUCACAGUGUUAAUGACAUGGUUGAAUCCCCUCAAAAUGGAAGCAGGGUUGGGUCUGACAAGGAGCCACCAAUGAUCCCUCCUGCUGCACGAUCAAUUUCACUCCCUCAUGAACACUCAGGGCCAUCAGCGGCGACGAAAGUAUUUGCUCGUGCAGCGUCCUUUCAACCUGAGCGAUCAGAGGGAGCUAACCAUGUGCAUCCCAAGUUGCCAGAUUAUGAUGACUUGGCUGCCCGUUUUGCAGCCUUGAGAGGAAGGUAAACCAUUCACAUCAGAAUCUACAUUGUAAUCAGCAGUAUGAUUCUGACCAUUGUCGUCUUGGUUUCCUUGAGUGGCUCUAUGAGUGUCUUUUUUUUGAGUAAAAUCACCAAAAGAAAACGUUUUAGUUAUUACGUUUGAGUAGCUCCACGAAGUUUAUCUUCCACAUCUUAAUCUCUAUAGCAUAAUUACCCCAUAUCAAUACCAUUUUUAGACCUCAUCAUUGUAAAAGUUACUAAUGCGUGCAGAUUCAGUUAAUAGAGGUUAUAAUUCCAGAGAAGUUGAGUUUAAGGGUUGAGAUUGCAUGUAUUUUUUUUUCACCAAAUAUCUUUGACAAAUAAAAAUUGUUACUAAGGUUUUACUGCCCAAA
Molecule: messenger RNA, 2790 nt
Organism: Cannabis sativa
Lineage: Eukaryota; Viridiplantae; Streptophyta; Magnoliopsida; Rosales; Cannabaceae
Exons: 6
Coding region: 456-2423 (655 amino acids)
Biological process (GO): protein transport
Source: RefSeq, a predicted model, not a curated record